Aspergillus mulundensis is the source of this 1509-nucleotide messenger RNA. RefSeq names its product Peptide hydrolase. The transcript has 3 exons. Bases 1 to 1509 code for a protein of 502 amino acids. Gene Ontology annotation, molecular function: metalloexopeptidase activity; aminopeptidase activity. NCBI's taxonomy places the organism in Eukaryota, Fungi, Ascomycota, Eurotiomycetes, Eurotiales, Aspergillaceae. Gene Ontology annotation, biological process: proteolysis. The record is from RefSeq and is a predicted model, not a curated record.
AUGAGGUCAGCGGCAGUCUCUCUGGGGCUGAUCGGCGGCAUCUCCGCCCUUGGAAUUCCCCUCCCUGAGACCUUCGAACAACAGCCUCUCGGCGAUGCGCAGAAACUCCUCGUGAGCUCUGAAGAGCUGCAAGGCCAGAUCCAUGUGAGCAACCUUCUCGAUAGGGCCAAAGUUUUGUUUAGCCUGGCCGAACGCGGAAUAGAUGAAUACAACCAUCCGACUCGUGUGAUUGGCAGCAAGGGUCAUCUGGGAACUUUGGACUAUAUCUACUCUACUAUUGUAGAGCUGGGCGACUACUACGACGUUACAAACCAGUCCUUCCCUGCUGUUUCGGGCAAUGUUUUCGAAUCCCGCCUCGUCCUUGGACAUGAGGUGCCAGCAUCAGCCCGCCCCAUGGGACUAACGCCCCCAACCAAGAACAAGGAACCUGUCUACGGCCCACUGGUCCUCGUGGAUAAUCUGGGAUGUGAGGCGGCUGAUUACCCUGCUGAGCUUGCUGGUGCAAUUGCCUUAAUCCAACGCGGUACUUGUCCUUUCGGCACCAAAUCAGAACUGGCCGGGAAAGCGGGUGCAGUUGCCGCAGUGGUUUACAAUAACGAGCACGGGGAGGUCAGCGGGACGCUGGGAACCCCUUCGCCGAACCACGUUGCUACGUUUGGUAUAUCUGAUACGGACGCCGCGCCCUACGUGAAGGAGCUUAAGGAGGGCAAGAAGGUCGAUUCGAUUGCUUAUAUCGAUGCAACAGUUGACACAAUCAAUACCACCAACAUUAUCGCGCAGACAAAGGGAGGAGACCCUGACAACUGUGUAAUGCUCGGAGGCCACAGUGAUAGCGUCGCGGAAGGACCUGGCAUUAACGACGACGGUUCUGGGACCCUGACUCUCCUUGAAGUUGCGACUCAACUGAGUAAAUAUGACGUGAACAACUGCGUACGCUUCGCAUGGUGGGCAGCGGAGGAAGAGGGUUUGCUGGGCUCCGACUACUACGUUUCUGUUCUUAGCGAAGAGGAAAACCUAAAGAUCCGCCUUUUCAUGGAUUAUGACAUGCUGGCGUCGCCCAACUUUGCCUACCAAGUCUACAAUGCUACGAACGCGGUCAAUCCCGUUGGAUCCGAAGAGCUGCGUGAUCUCUACGCCGAAUUUUACAUUGAUCAUGGACUCAACUUCACCUAUAUUCCGUUCGAUGGGAGGAGCGACUACGAUGGUUUCAUUCGAAACGGCAUCCCUGGCGGUGGCAUCGCUACUGGUGCAGAAGGCGUGAAAACUGCCGACGAGCAGGAGAUGUUCGGGGGAAUUGCAGGAAACUGGUAUGAUCCAUGCUACCACCAGUUGUGUGAUGACCUUGGCAACGUCAACGCGACUGCUUGGGAGAUUAAUAGCAAGCUGGUUGCCCACACUGUUGCCACGUAUGCAGUGUCGUUUGAAGGCUUUCCGGAGCGGACGGGUACCAACGCCAAGUCAAUGGAGCUCGAGAAGCGCAAGUACCACGGCCCUAAGCUACUCAUGUAA